GAAAGCACAACUACACCUACACGUAGUCUUAACCACCCACCCACCCACACACACCACCACCACAAAAGCACGCACCCUCUCAAGCUAUUUCAGUACAUUUACGUUCCGAACUUCACGGUAGUUGUCAAGCAAUAUUCAUUUCUAUCAUUCGAAUCCUUUUUUUUUCAUGUACUUCGAUUUUCAUUUCAUAUACACAAUUCUUUUUUAUCUGUUCUUCUUUCGCGGCAUCAGGACGCGCAAGUUAUACACGGCGGCCAGCGCUUCACACAACAUUUGCGCAUUCCGCGACAGCUCCAUUUCACACACCCGCAUAACUUGAUAGUUUGUUGGUUUUGUUGUUGAGACUGCGGAAGAAAAGCUGCAUUCAGGUGUCCGCUUUCGUCAACAACCCAAGCAGGUAAAAACUCCUACGUCAAAAUAGCGGAGCAUACCAUUUCGCCCAUGCAUUCUGCAACAUGUCACUUGCCGAGUCGUUUCUCCGCGGAGGCACGCCGUGCACCGAGGUGCCGGAGCUGGCGGAAGUGUUGAGCUCCAUCGGCACGACGUACAAGCACUGGCGCUUCGUUGCGUACUACCCGCAGCGGUGGCUGCACGACGACGUUGCAAACCGCACAACCGCACCGCUCUACUUUCUCGUUUUUGCCGCUCCCGAGAGAAGGGCGUCGGCCGGCAUCUCUUCUUCUUCUGUUUCUGCCGCCAAGAAGCAAUGGGAGGAAAGCCCGCAGGCGGCGAGCUCGCAUGCGGCGUCGCUGCAUCAGAUGGACAACGCGGCGUGGCACCUCCUGUGCUACACGGUGCUGCCCAAUGGUGCCAUUCCGCACGAGACGUAUGAGUGUGAGGGCAUCAACGACUGCGGCAGCGGUGGCGUGAGGGAAGGCGUGACGAGUGGCGGCGGGGGCGUUGGGGCGCUGCGCACGCUGCUGCGCACGAUCCCUGCUUUUCUACACCCUUCGGCUUCGCUGGAGUGGUUCAGCGUGGUGUAUGGGCAGGCGUAUUGUCGAAUGGGGCUGAUGUCAGAGCCGGUGUUCGAAGACACGGUGGCGCCGGCGGUGGCAGAGGCGCUGAUCCGAUUUUGGAAGCCGCGGCACGGCUCCGUCGUGGGAGAGGAGAAGCAAGAUUUCGUCUCUGUCGUCACCAGCGCUCACUACGUGCACGAUGGACAUUGCGUCAAGACGAUCGAUUUAACGCGCGACAACGCCUUCACGUCGUUGCACCCAAUACGGCAUGUGGCAGCGGACGCUGGUGUGCAUUCCUUCGUGGAGGAGGUGGUGCGCGCUGCAGCGCAGUGGAUGUUGUCCACCGCCAGCAGCACCGCCGUGCGCUCCCUCACGGGAGACGCGUCGGUGCCUUCCUUACCGGACGAGGGCAAGAAUCUGCUGCACCCGAUCGUGGCGAUGCUCCCCCCGUGUCUCUACACGUCCUUGUUUGUGGAGGCCGACCACGUCAAGGCGGCCCGUGGCGCGCCACUGGUGGACCCCGCGUCGGUGACCGGCCUCGCCAGGCUGCGCGCGGAGAGGGACGCCGGCGUUGCCCAGUGGAAGGGGAAAAUCGGCGAAUACACCACCUUCACCCUACCGGACUGUCCUGCCUCCUCCACGCGCGCUUUCCAGCACGUCAUCUUGUUGCAGCGCCCGAUUGUUGAAAAGCGGCACGUCGACGUCGACAACCGUGACCCUGGUCCGCUCACUCCCCAGCCCAUUGGAGCUGAGCUGCACCUGCUGCAGGACCGCGGCGAUGUGCUGUACACGCUGGAGCAGCUGGGCAACCGCGCGAACAUUCAAUUUUUGUACUCCGACACCCUGCCGGAUGACGGUGAGGUGUUGGUGCAGCUGUCGCCGGUGGAAGGGACUCCGUUCUGCGACUUAGAGACGUACUUCCGGGGCGUCGCGGACGACGCCCCCGUCCUCCACUCGGCGCCCGCGUCGCGGUGUGCGGGCUCGUGCUGUGGCGUGGUGGUGCCGCGUGUGUUGUACCGACGUCCCACCGGCAAGGCGGAGAAGGCAAACCCAAUCGCGACGGCGCAGGCGGGGGUGGAGGUGCUGCCGCCUACCACGGAGAUGGUGAAGGCGGCCGCAGCGGCGCUCCAAUUUUUGGCUGCGCACGCGGAGGAGAUCAACAACGAAGCGGACUCGCCGGCUACGGUGACGCCCUCCUCUUCUGCUGUGGCGGCUCCGCCGUCGGCUGUUCCGCCCCGACCCGGCUACACACUCAGGGUGCCCCCGGUUGAUCUGUCAUUGGUGCCGCCGAAGAAGUGUGGAUGGUGCAGCCGUCGACGCGAGGUGCUCCUGCGCUGCGGCAGCUGCAAGGCCGUCACGUACUGCUGCAAACGGCACCAGGAGCUGGACUGGAGGCAGGGCACACACAAGACCGAGUGCAAGCUGUGGCGGCACGCGCGAGAGCUGCACGAGCGGGUGGUGGAGCGUUGGGCUGCGUCGACGCCGCUGACGUGGCGCGUUGCGGAACCCGCCGGAGACACGCAGGAGGAACUCGUGCAAAAGGGCAGCGGGUGGUCCUGCGCGGCCACGGUGGCGCAGUUCAUAAAAGAUGUGGGGGCUGAAGCUUCUUCCCACCGUGGCGUGCCGCGUCCGGGAGGCUUCAGCGGCGACGUCUGGAGUAUCCACGUGGCCGGAUUUGAGCCAAACUGCCUGGCCGAAUUUGUUCGUGCAGCGAUGGACCAAUUCAGCUGCUUCGACGACGGCACACGUCAGUAUCGUGUUCUCCUCUGCGCUGACACCUUCACCGAUGCGCAGCGCAACGCGGUGUGGGCGGUGCGACGCUCCCCGGGGCUGGGCCAGCCGCGUGUCUGGCGCACCCCCAGCACUGGCGUUCUCGGUGAUGCGUGGCACUGUAAGGGGGGCAAUGAAGCAGAAACGAGGUCAGCGGCGUGUGUCGCGUUGAUUCGGUGCUGUGGCGUCAAGUACCACAACGUGGACCGCGGGAGCGGUAAAGACGAUGUCGCUGGGCUCGGCGAGAGGCCAUCCGCCGUUAUCUCGUUCGGGCCCUUCAACGGAGAGGGCUGCACGUAUCUGAACGCUGCGUUGGAAGUGUUUGCCGGGCAAGACGUGGGGGUAGUGCCUCUGCGACUUGUUGACAGCUCCUAUGUCGGAGCCGCGCGCACGCGGGACGCGCUGAUGGCGCGUAUCAGCAGCAGUGACGCAUGCGUGGCCACCGCCAAAUCUCGCGCGAGUGAACUCGUGAGUCGCGCAAAGGAGAAGGAGAGCGCGGAGGUGCAGGAUGACGCCGCACCGGCGUACAUGGCGAGCGCUGGGCGGCAUCUGCCUUUUCAGAUUCUGUUCAACGACGGCGGUGCGGUCGCCCGGGAGGUGACAGCGGGAACGCCGACAACAAAUGGCGUGGACGGCGCGGGUGGUACUGCCGCGACUGCCACGGCGAGUGAGGUGGGGAAAGCACGCGCGGGAGGCGCGAUGCCCCACUAUGCGAAUUCCUACCUCUUCGAUGUGUUUCCGUCCGAGUUUUGA
Leptomonas pyrrhocoris is the source of this 3479-nucleotide messenger RNA. RefSeq lists its product as hypothetical. NCBI's taxonomy places the organism in Eukaryota, Euglenozoa, Kinetoplastea, Trypanosomatida, Trypanosomatidae. The transcript has a single exon. Bases 456 to 3479 code for a protein of 1007 amino acids. The record is from RefSeq and is a predicted model, not a curated record.